CGGUACCGGGGCGAUGGCGGGGCCGGUGCUGGCGGCGGCGGGGCUGUGGGCUCGGGGGGCGGCGGGCGGAGAGGUGGCGGCGGCGCGUCCCGGGGCGCUGGAGGAGGAGAUCGUGUCGGAGAAGGCGGCGGAGGAGAGCCACCGGCAGGACAGCGCCAACCUGCUCAUCUUCAUCCUCCUGCUCACCCUCACCAUCCUCACCAUCUGGCUCUUCAAGCACCGCCGCGCCCGCUUCCUCCACGAGACCGGGCUCGCCAUGAUCUACGGGGUCCUGGUCGGUGUGGUCCUGCGCUACGGCAUCCACGUCCCCAGAGACAUCAACAACGUGACGCUGAGCUGCCAAGUGCAGACCAGUCCCGCUACGCUGCUGGUGAACGUCAGCGGGAAGUACUACGAGUAUACCCUGAAGGGGGAAAUCAGCGCCCAGGAGCUCAAUAAUGUCCAGGACAAUGAAAUGCUGAGAAAGGUGACUUUUGACCCUGAAGUAUUUUUCAACAUUUUGCUUCCUCCAAUUAUAUUCUAUGCAGGCUACAGCUUGAAAAGGAGGCACUUCUUCAGAAACUUGGGAUCCAUCCUAGCGUACGCUUUUCUGGGCACUGCCAUUUCUUGCCUGGUGAUCGGCUCUGUUGUGUAUGGCUGCGUGGCGCUGAUGAAAGUCACUGGGCAGCUCGGGGGAGACUUCUACUUCACUGACUGCCUCCUCUUCGGGGCCAUUGUAUCGGCUACUGACCCAGUGACUGUUCUUGCCAUAUUCCAUGAACUCCAGGUUGAUGUUGAGCUGUAUGCCCUUCUCUUUGGCGAAAGCGUCCUCAAUGAUGCCGUUGCCAUAGUGCUGUCUUCUUCAAUUGUGGCAUACCAGCCAGCGGGCGACAACAGCCACACAUUUGAUGUCACAGCAAUGUUCAAGUCCAUCGGGAUCUUCCUGGGGAUAUUCAGUGGAUCUUUUGCCAUGGGAGCAGCUACUGGAGUUGUGACAGCUUUAGUUACCAAGUUCACUAAACUCCGGGAGUUCCCGUUGCUGGAGACCGGCUUGUUCUUCCUGAUGUCCUGGAGCACGUUUCUGCUGGCCGAAGCGUGUGGCUUUACAGGUGUGGUGGCCGUGCUCUUCUGCGGGAUCACGCAGGCCCAUUAUACCUAUAACAACUUAUCUACAGAGUCCCAACACAGAACUAAGCAGCUGUUUGAGCUUCUGAAUUUCUUGGCAGAAAACUUCAUCUUCUCCUACAUGGGACUUGCUCUGUUCACCUUCCAGAACCACGUCUUUAACCCUACCUUUGUGGUGGGGGCUUUCCUUGCUAUCUUCCUAGGAAGAGCUGCCAAUAUUUACCCACUGUCAUUUUUACUGAAUUUGGGGAGAAGGAAUAAGAUUGGAACAAAUUUACAGCAUAUGAUGAUGUUUGCUGGGCUGCGAGGAGCCAUGGCAUUCGCCUUGGCCAUCCGCGACACGGCCACCUACGCCCGGCAGAUGAUGUUCAGCACGACACUCCUCAUUGUCUUCUUCACGGUGUGGGUUUUUGGUGGGGGCACCACAGCCAUGCUGUCCUGCCUGAAUAUCCGAGUCGGCGUGGACGCGGAUCAGGAGAACGUGGGUGUCCCAGAGAGCGAGAGGAGGAGUACGAAGGCAGAAAGCGCCUGGCUCUUCCGCAUGUGGUACAACUUCGAUCACAACUAUCUAAAGCCCCUGCUGACGCACAGCGGUCCUCCUCUGACGACCACGCUCCCGGGGUGCUGUGGGCCUAUUGCCCGGUGCCUGACGAGUCCACAGGCAUACGAAAAUCAAGAGCAGCUGAAGGACGAUGACUCCGACCUCAUUUUGAACGAUGGGGACAUCAGUCUGACCUACGGGGAUUCCACCGUCAACACCGACUCCGUGGCGUCCAGUGGCACGUCGCGGCGGUUCGUGGGGAACAGCUCCGAAGAUGCCCUCGAUCGGGAGCUUGCUUUUGGGGACCAUGAACUCGUCAUCCGGGGAACGCGCCUGGUCCUUCCCAUGGACGAUUCAGAGCCACCGUCAAAUGUCCUGGAUAAUGCAAGACACGGUCCAGCAUAAGGUUGCCUGGUUUAAUUGACAGUAGUAUUUGCAUAUAUGAUCAAGAAAUAUGUACUACCUAAAGUCUAAUGCAUGUCUCAAAAUGUCUAAGCUGUAUAAAUAUUAUUUAUAUGGUGUCAGAAGAAUAUAAAUAUUCUCUGCCAAGCACUUGUAAAGAACAAGUUGCAAAUUUAAGUUAAAAACUGUGUUGACUGCACUAUGUAGGGUGGAACUGUUUUAGCGUAAGAGUCUUUUGCACACAGUGAGCUUAUUUAAUGUGUGAUUCGGCGAAGGGUUUAGUUCCCAGCGGGGCAGGUAAAGAAGCUGACUCCCUGUUCAUCCCUUGAGCCUGGGAGAGGAGGGUAGGGAGGUGCUGGUGAGCACUGGAAAUCGCUUUCUAUUCAGAUGAGGAUUGUUUAUUUUUUUUGGUCUCUGACCUUUGGAUAGCCACAUUUGAAAUCUCAGCGAAAGAGACUGCCCAUGGCCCCUCUCGCCGGGCAGCGGCCGGUGAUAAACUUGUUCGCUUUGUGGGAAACCUGAGCUGGGAGCUGGAGAUUUUCUGCUUUUUCGUGCCCCUCUGCCCAAGCCCUACUUUAGCAGGUUCAGGGCAGGCACCAGGAAAAGCCGACAGCCAGGACUCUGGCCGACCUUAAACACGAGCUUUAUGGCUACAGAUUGACACGGUACCUCCGGGCCUCUCCAGAGGCUCCCAGCAUCCAGGUGGUACUGAAGGGGAGUUGUCCGUCCGUCCAUCUGUCCUCCUGUAUAGUCAAAAAAUCAUUGCACUUUGUUUAAUAACUCUGUAGCAUGCUGUGUGUCUGUAAUCCCCGCCCCAUCUCUCCUGUGUCUCUUACCAUUUAAUGAGAAAUGUUUGCGAGUUCAUUAUUUUUAUAGUAGGUUUGUUGGGUUUUUUAAUGUUUUUUUUUAUUUUUUCUUUUCCAAGGAAGAGCACAGAACAAUUUGUGAUUUCACACUAGUGUUAAAGGAUUUACUCUGUAGUUAGGAGAAUGGCUAAAAGUGCAGUGAAAUUGUUAACCCUGACAUCCUUCUUUUUCUCCUGAAAAGGGUGAAUCACAGAAAUUCACUGUAUGUAAUUUUAUUGUCUAUUUUAGCUGCCGUUUUGCUAUAAAAACUCUUCAGGGUUAUCUGUGCACUACAGGCCCCUUUCUGGAGUUAACCCUCUCCAGAGGGCUUAAACAGAGGUGUUUUAAAAGAGAAUAUAUGAAAAUGAGAUGUGAGUCUGAGUACUCACGACUCCCUUUAUCUUUCCUUGGAACAAACUCUGCAUCUCUCGGGAUCUGAGCCUGAGGUCUCAGAGCGAUGUCCCCAUGGCUGUUUUCCCCAGGAAAUACCAAAAUUUUGAGUGUAUAUGUAUAGUUGAGAAAAUAAUUUUUUUUUUUUAAUUUUCUCAGGUCUAAGUAACAUAGCCUUAAAUUCACGGAUGUGAAACUAAUUAUUUUGGCAGUUUAUCCCCAAGAAAAUGCUUUCUUUUUCCUUCUGAACAAAAUGUCUAAGUGUUGCCAUAGGACUCCUCUAGAAGGGGGGUAAUGCUCUGUUUAUAUUUAGAUAGGGCAUCUUCCUUGCACCAGUAAAUGGCAGUCUCGCUGUUAACAUAGCUGUUGGAUUAGCGCUAGCCUCUUUGUUUCCUGCUAUGCAGGAAUUCCAUAAAGUGUGCGUUUUAUAUGAUGUCUGUAACUUCAUGUGUUUAAAAAAAAAACAAAAACAAAAAAGAAAAAAAAUACGUUAGGUACCUGUUGACUUUAGGUUUUACUGCAUCACUUCCACACCCUGUUUUACGUCGUUUUGCCUUUUUGAAGAGGUCUGAUAAAUAAUUACCUCUUGUUUUUUCCUGUCUAAUCUGACUAUGAAUUCAAUUUACAAAGCUGGCCUUGUUGCAGCAGGAGGGCAGAACGGUUCUGCCCUCCUCCCUGACAGCCCAUGGUCCCCUCGGUCCCCUGCACUGGCGCAGCAUCAGGGCAGCGCAGGGCUCCCUCCCAAGCCAUCCCCAGCCCUCCCAGGGGCGAGUGUCACUGGGGUGGCCACAGCAUCAUGUUUUACCAUAACUGCAGUAGCAUUCCUCUCUUCCUCUGACCCUUCGACUUCAAUUUAUCCACUCUCUUUAAGCUUGCCAACAUGUUACCAUAAGCCUCAGCUUUUGACACCAGUGACAGUUCAGUUAGUGCAUUAAAGAAAAAAAAAAAGGUAACAAAUGAUGAUUUUAUGAGUUACCUGUGAACUCUUAUGAUCCAUACAUAAUAAAGCCAGGACUGUUUUGAAUAGUCUUGGUGAAUGAAUUCUAGGCGGAAAUUCAGGAGUGAUUUGAUGAGCGACUCACAUUCAUCCUCAGCUGAUUAUUUCCUUUGUCCUGCUGCAGCAGAGAAUGUGCUAGAGGCAGAGCCCUGAUGGCUUGUGUGCUGCAGAUGAAGUUAAGGAUAUCUUAAGGAUACCCUGAGACCUUUUGCCAAAUAGAUAAGACAGCCCCGAGGAGGCAGUUUACAGCCCCCAUGAGAUUUAGAGAAGGUGCCCUGCUUCUGUAAAUUGAAUUUUCAUGGUUUUUGCACAUGAAAAAGCAUUGUAGGUAAAGAUGAUUUGUACUAAUACUGUUGAUUUGUGUAGUAAUGGCAUUAACUCCGUAGUUGUGGUGUUUGUGCAGCUGAUCUGUGAUAGCUGAUGAUCACUAUUGGACCUUCUGUUUACACUGACUAAAUCCUUUACUGUUGCGUUGUACUGUGAAAGAAGGAUUAUGGGCCUAUAAUUUUUUUUUUUUUCUGGAAUUGUGUGUACCGUUUCAUUAAUUCACAUGGAAAUAAAUCUGUAGCAAAGUGACGACGUGC
Calidris pugnax (ruff) is the source of this 4863-nucleotide messenger RNA. RefSeq names its product solute carrier family 9, subfamily A (NHE6, cation proton antiporter 6), member 6 (gene SLC9A6). The record is from RefSeq and is a predicted model, not a curated record. Gene Ontology annotation, molecular function: sodium:proton antiporter activity. Gene Ontology annotation, cellular component: recycling endosome; membrane. Gene Ontology annotation, biological process: proton transmembrane transport; sodium ion transport; regulation of pH. NCBI's taxonomy places the organism in Eukaryota, Metazoa, Chordata, Aves, Charadriiformes, Scolopacidae. Bases 14 to 2050 code for a protein of 678 amino acids. The transcript has 16 exons.